Molecule: messenger RNA, 960 nt
Organism: Caenorhabditis briggsae
Lineage: Eukaryota; Metazoa; Nematoda; Chromadorea; Rhabditida; Rhabditidae
Exons: 4
Coding region: 1-960 (319 amino acids)
Source: RefSeq, a predicted model, not a curated record
AUGGAAACAGAAGAAGUUCGUAAACGACAAUUUGACUCGUAUGCUAAUGCUGAUCAGGUGAUGAAAGGGAUCGAUUUAUCGGGAAAGACGUGUGUUAUCACUGGAACAACAUCUGGAAUCGGAGUUGAAACUGCCAGAUAUCUUGCUUUGAAAGGAGCUCAUGUCGUUAUGUUGAAUCGAAAUGUAGCUGAAUCUGAAAAACUGAAAAAUAAGAUAAUUGAAGAGUACGGGGACGCCAAAGUUGAUAUCGUUGAAUGUGAAUUGAAUUCUUUAAAGUCUGUAUCCAAAGCAGCUGAUGAGUAUAUAGCAAAAGAAUGGCCAAUCCACUGCUUGAUUCCAAACGCGGGUGUUUGUGGGACUGCUUCUUGUAAAACUUCAGAUGGAUUCGAAUCUCACUUUGGAGUAAACCAUCUGUCCCAUUUUUUGCUAAUCCGCAAGCUUCUUCCGGUUAUCCGAAAAACUCCACCUGCAAGAGUUGUGAUUCUCUCUUCAACUGCAAACCAACGAACUGGAAUUGAUCUUUCACUCUCAAAAGAAGAAAAAUUGAAACUUCUGUGCCCGGAUAAUCCAUCGGAAGCCAACUGGUACCGUUUUUAUGCUCGAUCAAAGAUGUGCAACACUUUGACAUCAUUCAAAUUGCAUCGAGACGAGUAUUCCAAUGGAAUUCGUACAUAUUCUGUCCAUCCAGGAGCACUUAUCAGAACAAGUAUCUUCAGAGACUCAUGGUUAGCAACAAUCGGAAGUAUUCUGAUUUCUCCUUUCACAAAAUCCAUUAGCCAAGGAGCCGCAACUACACUGUACUGUGCAACUCAUCCGGAACUCGGAGAUGUUUCUGGAAAAUAUUGGGAUUCGUGUUGGGACGAUGAGACUAAGUUGGAUAAGGCGUUGGCAAGAGAUGAAGAACUUCAAGAUACUCUCUGGAAUCAUUCUGAAAAACUUCUGGAGGCUUAUUUAAAAUGA